This is a messenger RNA of Culicoides brevitarsis, 1242 nucleotides long. RefSeq lists its product as uncharacterized. NCBI's taxonomy places the organism in Eukaryota, Metazoa, Arthropoda, Insecta, Diptera, Ceratopogonidae. Bases 1 to 1242 code for a protein of 413 amino acids. The transcript is spliced from 3 exons. The record is from RefSeq and is a predicted model, not a curated record.
AUGGUUUCAAUUACGCUUCGUGAAGCUGGAAGAUACACCGCAGACAAUCUUUAUGGAGAAAACUCAGAAAUUUCCGAACUACAGCUCUUAUUUAGUCUCACGGAGCUUUAUCGAAUGAAAAAAGAGCUGAAAAAAAUUCCCGGAAAUACUCUUUUUGAUGAAAUUGUUGUCAACAUCGAGGAUGUUGCAAAGGACUUGGAAACAGAAGUUGAUCGUCAAAUGCCGUCUCCAGAAUCUCCGGAUUACAAAAAGUUUCUCGCUAUGAAGGCUUUUUCGUUGAAUUUGCGAGGAAGUAACGCCAAAAAAACGACGGAUUCGUCUGAAAUUGAUUAUCAUCCGGAAUUUUGUAUGAAAAGUGUCGAAAUAUUGGAAGAAAUUCGUCUCGAACCUGUUGCUGUUUACUUCUAUGUUGAUGCCUUAAAUACUCUUGGGACAUGUUACUUGUUCAAAAACCCUCAAAAAGCCGUGGAUUAUUUGUCAAAAGCUGAAUCGACGUACAAUUCCUUCUUAAAAAAGGUCCCUGAUGCCAAAGAAGCCUUCACGCCAUACAAAUUAUUCGACGUGCCACGCGAAAUUAAGACUUUAUGGUGUCUCCUGAUGGCGCAUCAUUACACAUCGAUCUUCCUUUUUGCCGCCUGGAGUAAUGUAAAAAACGACAGUAUGAAGUUAAAGUACGCUAUGCCCUCAAUUCGUGCCAAAAUCUCAAUUGACAAGUCGGAAAAUCAGGGAAUUUACGUAAUUAACAAUACAAUGCCCGCCAUGGUCGAGGAAAUUAAUUGUCUCAUCAAGAAUUUGCAUUUUGCACAAGUAAAUCACUUGUUAGCGGGUUUUAUGAACAAUUUGGUUCAAUAUCGUCGUUCCUUGCCGGAAGACGAGCGACAUAAGGUCGAUUUUGCGCAAUCUUUGGUCUCAUUGGCUUACGGAUCGUGGGCUUAUGAGCUCGUUCAUACAAGUUUUCUCGUACUUACCGAUGCUUUGGAGUUGGAAGAGACUCCCGAAAUGAGUUUUUAUGCCUUUGACGACUUAAUGACGGGCGAAUAUACCACCUAUGAACAUCAAUUUUCGUGCGAAUUGCUUCAAAGUGUCAAAAAACUCAAAAGUGCCAUCAGAAAAGGCAAACAAUGGACUCGACGUGCUGCUGAUAUGGGAGAUAAGUCACAUUACGCCAACUACGCAGAAGCUUUGUUGGCUCAAUUUGACGUUUUGGAAGAAGAUAUCAAAUUUUUGGAUGAGUUUCAGUAA